Messenger RNA from Dreissena polymorpha, 2998 nucleotides. Its product is annotated as elongation factor 2-like. Gene Ontology annotation, molecular function: ribosome binding; GTPase activity; translation elongation factor activity. The record is from RefSeq and is a predicted model, not a curated record. Lineage: Eukaryota; Metazoa; Mollusca; Bivalvia; Myida; Dreissenidae. Gene Ontology annotation, biological process: translational elongation. Gene Ontology annotation, cellular component: ribonucleoprotein complex; cytosol. The transcript is spliced from 14 exons. Bases 163 to 2721 code for a protein of 852 amino acids.
ACUGGUUCAUUUACUUUGUAAAUGAAAUUUGCUGAUAUAAUUAAAAAGCAGUCUAAAGCAGAAUUGCACAAGUGAUCACGUGAUACCGGUCCUUUUACUAACGGGUCCGUGCUGGAGGACAAGAUUCUAUAAUCGUUGUCCGGAUAAACGACUCAAUCCAAGAUGGUGAACUUUACGGUAGACGAGAUUCGGUCCAUUAUGGACAACAAGUUCAAUAUAAGGAACAUGUCCGUCAUUGCCCAUGUCGAUCAUGGCAAGUCAACUUUGACGGAUUCCCUUGUCAGCAAGGCAGGAAUUAUUGCCGGUGCCAAGGCUGGUGAAAUGAGAUUCACAGACACCAGAAAAGAUGAGCAGGAAAGAUGCAUCACCAUCAAGUCUACGGCAAUCUCUCUAUACUAUGAGAUUCCGAAAGAAGACCUUUGUUUCAUCAAGCAGUCAAGAAGCCCUGAUGGAGAGACCCACUUCUUGAUCAAUCUGAUUGAUUCCCCUGGGCACGUUGAUUUCUCAUCUGAGGUCACUGCGGCACUGCGUGUUACUGAUGGCGCUCUGGUUGUUGUGGACUGCGUCUCUGGUGUGUCUGUGCAGACUGAAACUGUGCUCAGACAGGCCAUUUCUGAGCGAAUCAAGCCAGUGUUGUUCAUGAACAAGAUGGACCUUGCUCUGCUCACACUGCAGUGUGACAUGGAGGAACUCUACCAGAUCUUCCAGAGAGCCAUUGAAAAUGUCAACGUCAUCAUAGCAACCUAUGAAGGCGAGGACAGCCCUAUGGGAAGCAUCAGUGUUGAUCCCAAGGAUGGCACAGUUGGAUUUGGUUCUGGACUUCAUGGGUGGGCCUUCAAUCUGAAGGACUUUGCCAAGAUGUACGCCAGCAAGUUCAAGAUCCCUGAAGAAAAGAUGAUGAAACGCUUGUGGGGUGACUAUUUCUUUGAUGAUGCUAGCAAGAAAUGGGUGAAGAUGUGCUCUGGUGACAUGACCCCACUGAAGUGCAGAGGGUUUAACAAGUACAUCUUGACACCCAUCUACACGGUGUUCAAAGAAUGCCAAGAGGCUGAGCACUCCCCUGAACUGAAAGAAAAGGCACUGAAGCGUGCAGAGCAACUAGGUGUCAAACUGACCUCUGAAGAGAAAGAAACUGUGGGAAAGGUUUUGUUGAAGACCUUCAUGAGGAAAUGGCUGCCAGCUGGUGACGCCCUUCUCCAGAUGAUUGUCUUCCACCUGCCUUCUCCAGUAACAGCUCAGAAGUACAGAACUGAACUGCUCUAUGAAGGUCCCAUGGACGAUCCUUGUGCCGUUGGUACAAAGAACUGUGAUCCCAAAGGUGAACUGAUGAUGUACAUUUCCAAGAUGGUACCGACCUCUGAUAAGGGACGAUUCUAUGCUUUUGGUCGUGUGUUCUCUGGUACUUGUUCCACUGGCCAGAAGGUGCGCAUUAUGGGCCCCAACUACAAACCAGGCAAGAAGGAAGACCUCUAUGAGAAGACCAUUCAGAGAACCAUUCUGAUGAUGGGGCGUUACAUUGAGCCCAUUCCUGAUGUUCCCUGCGGUAACAUCUGUGGUCUGGUUGGUGUCGAUCAGUUCUUGGUGAAGGGAGGAACCAUCUCCACGUACAAGGAUGCCCACAACAUGAAAGUGAUGAAGUUCUCUGUCAGCCCAGUCGUCCGUGUGGCUGUUGAAUGCAAGAACCCUGCUGAGCUCCCUAAACUGGUUGAGGGUCUUAAACGUCUGGCCAAGUCAGAUCCUAUGGUUCAGUGCACAAUUGAAGAGUCUGGAGAGCACAUCAUUGCUGGCGCUGGUGAACUGCACUUGGAGAUCUGUCUGAAGGAUCUGGAGGAGGACCACGCUUGUAUUGAACUGAUCAAGUCUGACCCUGUUGUGUCCUACAGGGAGACGGUGGAGGAGGAGUCACAAAUCAUGUGCCUGUCAAAGUCACCAAACAAACACAACAGGCUCUACAUGAAGGCUAGACCUAUGGACCCCCGUCUGCAGAAAGACAUUGAUGACGGUAAUGUAACCCCACGUCAGGAGAUGAAAGAACGUGCCAGAUACCUGUCUGACACUUAUGAGUUUGAUGUGGGAGAGGCCAGGAAGAUCUGGUGUUUCGGGCCCGAGGGUACCGGCCCUAACCUGCUCAUUGAUGUGACCAAGGGAGUGCAGUAUCUCAAUGAAAUCAAGGACAGUGUUGUGGCUGGCUUCCAGUGGGCCACCAAAGAAGGUGUACUGUGCGAUGAGAACGUCCGUGGUGUCCGAUUUGACAUUCACGAUGUGACCCUGCAUGCGGACGCCAUCCACAGAGGUGGUGGUCAGAUCAUCCCCACCGCUCGCCGUGUCCUCUACGCCUGCAUGCUCACUGCUGUUCCUGCUCUCAUGGAGCCCAUCUACAUGGUCGAAAUCAGAGUACCAACUGCUGCCCAGGGAGGCUGCUUCUCUGUGCUGAACAAGCGUCGAGGUGAAAUGCAAGAAAACUUUGAAAUCAUCGUUGGACAGUCAGUCUUAAAGGCCUACUUGCCUGUCAAUGAGUCCUUUGGUUUCACGACUGAGCUGCGUGCUGCCACUGGAGGCCAGGCAUUCCCUCAGUGCUGCUUCGACCACUGGAAGGUGCUACCAGGCGGUGACCCCACCCAGCCUGAGACCAAGGCCGGAGCCAUUGUGGCUGACAUCAGAAAACGCAAGGGACUGAAGGAAGGUGUUCAGGCCUUGGAUAACUAUCUUGACAAAUUGUAACCUCUGGAUUAUGGACCUGCUAUUUUUUGUUUAUUUAUUUUUUUCCUUAUGGACAGGAAAGAGUUAAAAAUCACUGCAAGUAAUGGAGAUGAAAGAAAUAAUUAUGAGACUUUCAUGUAUCAAUUAACUCCACACACAUCUUGGAAAUGUUCAAACGACCCAGAUUAUCUCGUCUACAGUGUAUAGUGCUUCAACAGUCGAGUUGAGCCAAUCCAGUGCUUUGCAUAGCACAUGUGCUAUGUGAUGUUGCUUUUCAAAUAAAUACCAGAGUCAGAAA